UCUUGAACAAUUUGUCUCUUUUACAGUUCAAUAGCUUCAGCUUAAUAUUAAAAAAAAAUCUGCAGCCAUCAAAAUCAUUUUUCAAAAAUGGAUUAAACAGUAAGAAGCUUUUCAUCUUCUUCAGCUGUACACUAUGAGUGGGAACACCUCGGAAUUCCACCUCCUUGCAUUUUUAAUAUUUAAGGAAUUUCAAACGGGGCUUUCCAUUGGGGUUUUACUAAUGUAUCUACUGUCUGUUAUAGGAAAUAUGACAAUAAUUAUCAUUGUUUGCAACCAAUCACAACUUCAUAUUCCAAUGUAUUUCUUCUUGUGCAACCUGGCAUUUCAGGACAUUGUCUAUAUUUCUGCAAUCCUGCCAAAGCUGCUGGUCAUUACAGUAACUGGUAAUGGCACUAUUUGCUUUCCAUGCUGUAUUACACAAAUGUUUCUUUUUGCAUUCUGUGUUGGCACAGAAUUUUUCUUGCUGACUUCGAUGGCUUAUGAUCGUUAUGUAGCCAUUUGUGUCCCUUUGCAUUAUACUGUUAUCAUGAACGAGAGAUUAUGUGCUAUUUUGGCUUUUUCAUCCUGGUUCUUUGCUGCCUUAAACUCACUUAUGCACUCUGUAUUAAUAUCUAAGCUGUCAUUCUGCAAUGUCCAAGAAAUCAAUCAUUUCUUUUGUGAUGUGAAAACUGUGCUUCGUCUCUCAUGUACUGAUACCAUAAACAUUCAAAUAUUAAUAUCUGUGGAAGGUAUCGUUUUGGGGUUUAUUCCUUUUCUACUUAUCCUGAUAUCCUACAUAUAUAUUUUGUCUACUAUUCUAAAGAUUAGCAACUCAUCUGGAAGACUGAAGGCAUUUUCCAGCUGCUCUUCCCACCUUAUAGUGGUUGUGUUGUUCUGUGGGACUUUUCUAAGCUUGAACUUAAAGCCAGAAGCUCAUCUUUCUAAAGAACAAGACAAGUUACUAUCUCUUAUUUACAUUGCUGUUGUUCCUGCAUUAAACCCAUUAGUGUACAGUCUGAGAAAUAGAGAGGUUUUAAGGGCCUUGAAAAAACAGAUUUUAAAAAGGAAAUAAUUAAAAAUAUGUAAAAGAGUAAAAGAAUAGCCAACACAUAAGAUUCUAAAAACCACCUGUAGCCUUGCCAAUAUGUUAUUUUUGUGUUUGUAAGUUACCUACCCUUUUAUCACCCCUAAAUCUUGUAUCACAUUUUUUAUGAUAUCUAUCUCCAUCUGUACACAAGUAGCUAUAUAUAAAUAAAAUAAAGAUAUACAUACAUAUAUUGAAUUUAAUUCUUAUAGAUAGAUGUAAAGAUUGAUAUGAGUUAAAAUGUCAUAAUUCUAGCUAUACAGUACCUCCGGGCAAUAUGUGUACCCUAUAAUUUCAUCCUAAUUGCUUUAGAGGUGGGGACUAAAUUCCCAGUUUUUGGAACUGAGUAGGGGAACCAUGUAGGGGAAGGGGGUUAAUGUAUUCAAGUAAAUCGAGAGAAUAUUGGAAUUAGUUAAUGGUGUACAAAAGACAAAAUUAAAGGAUUUUGGUGAAUUUUUUUAAUGGAAUUGCAUGUUGAUUCAUCCCAAUGCUGGGUUUGAUUCACACUAGGACACUCUGGGGCACAUUUACCUAGUUCGAGUGAAGGAAUAGAAUAAAAAAAAGUUUGAAUUUUGAAUGA
Xenopus laevis (African clawed frog) is the source of this 1643-nucleotide messenger RNA. Its product is annotated as olfactory receptor 13F1. Bases 134 to 1051 code for a protein of 305 amino acids. The record is from RefSeq and is a predicted model, not a curated record. Lineage: Eukaryota; Metazoa; Chordata; Amphibia; Anura; Pipidae. The transcript has a single exon.